Cylindrotheca closterium is the source of this 285-nucleotide messenger RNA. The record is from the annotation of a GenBank genome assembly. Lineage: Eukaryota; Bacillariophyta; Bacillariophyceae; Bacillariales; Bacillariaceae.
AUGGCAUCGAGUAUUCAGGAAUGGAAAGGCAAGGCAAUUUGUGUGGUGACUAGUGACGGUCGCACAAUCAUGGGGGAUCUUGUGGGGAAUGAUCAAGUUCAAAAUGUCAUCUUGGAAGAUGCACAAGAAAGGAUCUAUUCAAACGAUGCACCUGUGGAAACGGUUGAAUUGGGAUUGUAUGUGAUUCGAGGUGACAAUGUAUGCAUGAUUGCAGAUUAUGACAAGGAGAAGCUAGUUGAUACUGCAGCACCACCCCUUCCCACCAUACUGCAGCAACAACACUAA